AUGGCAGUCCCAAGAUCGCGCAUUGUCGACCUCAUGAAGGCGCAAUGCAGCAUCUUCAACACCGUCUUCAACCCCACCGGCGAACGACUCGGUAACAAGAUCUUGCGGCAACGCUUACGAGGCCCAGCGCUGGCAUCGUACUACCCGCGACGAGUAGCGACGUUCAAGGACCUGAAGAACGUGUAUCCCGAGUGGGAUAUGUACGAUGAGAAGGAGGAGGAUCGGCUGGAGCACUUGCAGAUUUUGAAGGCGAAGGGCAAGGGGGCGCCGAAGAAGAAGAAGAGUGCUGCUGAAAGCAGGAAGAAGCCGGGCAAGAAGCGGUAG
Messenger RNA from Saxophila tyrrhenica, 324 nucleotides. RefSeq lists its product as uncharacterized. The record is from RefSeq and is a predicted model, not a curated record. Bases 1 to 324 code for a protein of 107 amino acids. Gene Ontology annotation, cellular component: mitochondrion. NCBI's taxonomy places the organism in Eukaryota, Fungi, Ascomycota, Dothideomycetes, Mycosphaerellales, Extremaceae. The transcript has 3 exons.